AUGUGUAGAUGUCUGCCAAUGGAGAGGCAUACAAAGAACAACCUCACAGAAUUGCCAGGACCAUUCUUAUCUCUCACUUCUUUCCCAUUCAUGUAUAAACUGCUAGAAACCAUGGAGAGUUCAAAGAGAGCAUUAGAACUUGAUCCUGAAAAGGAAGUGAAGAGGAUAAGAGUCACCUCUGAGGUGAUUGAAGAUUGUUUGAAAAAAGAUGCCACUCUCCCCUCUGAGCUGGAUGAAGGAAAGGAAUCAGUCAAAUCUCAUGAUAACAAGUCUUCAGAAUUAGAGGGGGACAAAGCUGUAGUUUGGAUAAAAGAAGAUGAUGUUGGCAUCUCAGCAUUCCUUGGGGACCAUCCAGGAUUCAUGGCUUUCAUCAAGCAGAGGUUGUGUCCUUCGGCAUACAACCGUAUAUUAUUACAGCCCUGGUGCUCUCCAGCCAUGAACCAGCCCUACCCUCUUACUAAGGAGCAAGUUCGCCUGCUUCUUCUUUAUGACUUCCGAAUCAAGAAGAAGGCAGCCAAUUCCAUCGCUGACAUCAAUACCGCGUUUGGCCCGGACACUGUGUCCAAGAGCACUGCCUAUGAUUGGUACAGUCGCUUCCAGAAAGGAAAUGAAAGCCUGGAAGACCAGCCACGCACCGGUCGUCCUUCGGAGUUUGAUAACUCUGCCUUGCAGGAGGCACUGGAGGCCAACAACCGGCAAACAUCGCGAGAGCUUGCGGACUUGCUGGGUGUCUCCCAUACAACUAUCCUUCAUCAUCUGGCUGAGCUUGGCAAGAAGGCAAAGAUAUCUGAUUUUCAAGUUUAUGAGCAGCAAGUGGAUGGGAAGAUUGUGCAUCUCACGGAUUUGAAUCCUCCUGAAGAUAUGGAAGAUGAAUCCCCUCUGGAAGGGCAAGAUGUUUCAUCUGCUUUUCCAAAAGCUGCCUGGGAUGAAAUCCAGAAAGUUGCACAAGGGAAUCUGAAGAGCUUCCAUCUUUCAGUGGAAGGCAUUGACAAGGAAGCCAGAAAGACAAUGCAUCUUGCCAUCAAGCAAUGCCAUGCAAACCUGGAAACAAAGACUGAAGAUAUAGAUGGUAUCAAAUCCUUGACUGUGGAACUGAAGAACAGUAAUAGUAGAAAGGAUCAUGGACGCUGGAAGAGGAACCGUCCCAAACAUACCCACUUCUACUUAUACAAAGAGAACAUAGAUACAGUGAAUGCUGUUCGUCGAAUUGCUUCCAUGCUGAGGACCAAAGAGAAGCAUUUUGGGUAUGCAGGCGUGAAGGAUAAGCGAGGAAAGACAGUGCAGACUAUGUCUGUGGCCCAUAUUACAGCUGAGCGGCUUGCUGCUAUCUCCAAAGGACUUCAGAAUAUGACUCUGGGGAAUUAUUCUUAUAAAACUCAACCUAUUCUUCUUGGAGACCUUCAGGGUAACCAAUUCCACAUCAUCCUCAGGGAAGUACAAGGUGAGAAAGACAUUGUGGAAUCAUCUCUGCAAUCUCUAAAAAAUAACGGAUUCAUCAACUAUUUUGGGAUGCAGCGUUUUGGCUCCACAGAGAUUCCAACACAUGAAGUUGGAAAGGCAAUCCUCUCUAGCAACUGGAAGGAGGCAGUGGAACUUAUCUUGAAACCACGCAAUAGCCCGAGAAAUGACCAUUUCAUGGAAUUGAACCAAGCCAGAAAGACUUGGUGGGAAACAAGGGAUGCCAAAAAAGCAUUAGAAGCAUUGAAGUCCAAGAAGUACCAGGCAUCUCUUGAAGGGUCUCUCCUUGGAAGCCUUGCCAAGGAACCCAAUAAUUAUUUUGGUGCUCUUGACAAGUUGCCUCGGCACAUGAGAUUGAUGUAUGCUCAUGCAUAUCAGAGCUAUGUAUGGAAUGUGGUUGUGACUCAACGAUUUCAACAUUACCAUGACCAAGUCUUGCCUGGAGAUCUCAUCUGUUUGGAUUCAUCUGAACCUUCUCCUCCUCUUGAUGAAGGGGCUAUGGAAGUGGAGAGGGAAGAGCAGGAAAUGAACAGGAAGAAGUGGAAGAAGCCAAAGGUGAGGUAUGUGGAGGAAGUUGAGGCAGUGAGAACUCCCAUCACAUCAGUUGUUUUCCCUCUGCCUGGAUCUGAGGUCCUGUAUCCCAACAAUGACAUGCACACCUGGCUACAGGAGACUCUCGCCAAGGAUGGCUUUUCCCUUGAUGCCUUCCGAGGGACCAUCCAUGAGAAGUAUCACUUGACAGGAGCUUAUCGUGCAUUAGUGGUGAAGCCACAGGGUUUUCAGUGGGAACAUAUAUCAUAUCAUGAAGCAGAUGCCAAUCUUCUCCUCUCUGACUUGGAUCGAUUACGAGGGAGGUCUCUGGCAUAUCAAGGGGGAGAGAGGAGAGGGUUGGUAUUGAGAAUGACUUUACGCUCUUCCUCAUAUGCAACAGUGGCCUUGCGGGAGCUGACAAAACGAUCCAGCCUCCUCACUCAACAGCGCCUUGCACUCACUCCAACAAAAUCUCUCCUUCCUGAGUCUGGGCAUGCAACCAUCAUUCAUCAUGAUUGAUUGUCAUCCUGUGAAUAUGACCAAUACAUGAUUUCAUAAGACUGAGCUAUCCUGAUGAUGGAAUCCCCAAGACAUUGCAAAUUUUGCAUCUUGAUUAAGUCCCAAUGUGAAUGGAUGAGGCAUUGCAGAUGAAAAGGAAUACAAUAAGUCUGUAUAAAAGUCUGCUUAUGAAAAAAGUGCAAACAAAAAGCCUGUUUUCCCAUGAGGAGGACUAGCCAAAUUGGAGGGAAUGCAAGACAUCUUCCUUUUACAUUCUUGCAGAGUCCUAUUGAGCCAGGUUGGAGCUUGUGUGUGAUGAAUAAUUGGCUUUGGGCAGGGUCAGAGACUUCAGGGAGGUGGGACAUAGUUGAGAUAGGGUGAUGGUGAUGGUGAUAGGUGAUAAUAGUUUAUGUCGUGUGUCAUGGAUGAAACAGAAGGGACACUAUUUGACUCUGAGCUCUUGCCUUUAGAUAGAGGAAGAGGAAAUGAAUCCUCCACCGCUUUGCAUGAAACUAUGGAUGAAUGAUGGGCGC
This is a messenger RNA of Darwinula stevensoni, 3020 nucleotides long. NCBI's taxonomy places the organism in Eukaryota, Metazoa, Arthropoda, Ostracoda, Podocopida, Darwinulidae. The record is from the annotation of a GenBank genome assembly.